AUGGCGGACAGCAGGAGCAUUAGCUUGGAGGAUAUCAAGAAAGAAAAUGUUGAUCUUGAGAACAUACCAGUGGAAGAAGUAUUUAUGACCCUACAAUGUUCAAAGGAGGGACUAACCACAUCUGAAGCUGAAAGGAGGCUGCAAGUUUUUGGCCAAAACAAGCUUGAAGAGAAAAAGGAAAGCAAGCUCCUAAAGUUUUUGGGUUUCAUGUGGAACCCACUGUCAUGGGUCAUGGAAAUAGCUGCAAUCAUGGCCAUUGUUUUGGCCAAUGGACAGGGGAAACCUCCAGAUUGGCAAGACUUUGUUGGCAUAAUGGCAUUGCUCAUCAUCAACUCUACAAUCAGUUUCAUUGAAGAGAACAAUGCUGGCAAUGCCGCUGCCGCACUUAUGGCCGGGCUCGCCCCCAAGACUAAGGUGCUGCGAGAUGGGAGGUGGAGCGAGCAGGAAGCAGCGAUCCUAGUGCCCGGGGACAUAGUGAGCAUCAAGUUAGGUGACAUAAUCCCGGCAGACGCUCGACUCCUGGAUGGUGACCCACUCAAGAUAGACCAGUCGGCCCUGACUGGGGAGUCCCUCCCCGUGACCAAGCACCCGGGGAGCGGCGUCUACUCCGGCUCCACUUGCAAGCAGGGAGAGAUCGAGGCCGUGGUUAUUGCCACCGGGAUCAACACCUUUUUCGGUAAGGCGGCCCACCUAGUAGACAGCACCCAGAACGUGGGCCACUUCCAAAUGGUGCUCACGGCCAUCGGCAACUUCUGCAUCUGCUCCAUUGCGCUCGGGAUUGUGAUAGAAUUGGUGGUGAUGUACCCGAUACAGAAAAGAAGAUACAGAGAUGGGAUAGAUAAUCUUCUGGUGCUGUUGAUCGGUGGGAUCCCUAUCGCCAUGCCCACUGUGCUGUCGGUCACCAUGGCGAUCGGGUCCCACAGGCUGUCGCAGCAAGGGGCCAUUACCAAGAGGAUGACUGCCAUCGAGGAGAUGGCCGGGAUGGAUGUGCUCUGUAGUGACAAGACUGGGACCCUUACACUCAACAAGCUCACUGUCGACAAAUCCUUGAUCGAGGUCUUUGUAAGAGAUUUGGACAAGGAGCAAGUCAUAUUGGUCGGGGCUAGAGCUUCCAGGGUGGAAAAUCAGGACGCUAUAGACGCUUGCAUUGUUAAUAUGCUACCUGAUCCCCGUGAGGCAAGAGCAGGGAUUACUGAGGUGCAUUUCCUUCCAUUUAACCCUGUCGAAAAGCGUACCGCCAUUACUUACAUAGACGCCAAUGGUAAUUGGCACCGAGCUAGCAAAGGUGCACCCGAACAGAUCGUCGAGCUGUGUGGCCUUAGAGAGGAUGUGAAGAGAAAAGUCCACUCCAUCAUUGACAAGUUUGCUGAGCGCGGCCUUCGAUCUCUUGCUGUCGCUCAGCAGGAUGUACCUGAGAAGAGCAAGGAGAGCGCAGGGAGUCCGUGGGUCUUUGUGGGCCUGCUUCCACUCUUCGAUCCACCAAGGCACGACAGUGGGGAGACGAUAAAACGAGCCUUGAACCUUGGUGUGAACGUGAAGAUGAUCACGGGCGAUCAGCUAGCAAUUGCCAAGGAGACGGGCCGUAGGCUUGGGAUGGGCACAAACAUGUACCCGUCAUCGUCUCUUCUCGGACAACACAAAGACGAGAGCAUUGCCCACCUCCCUGUCGAGGAGCUCAUCGAGAAAGCUGAUGGCUUUGCCGGCGUCUUUCCUGAGCACAAGUACGAGAUCGUGAAGAAGUUACAAGAGAGGAAUCACAUAUGUGGGAUGACAGGAGAUGGAGUGAAUGACGCCCCUGCGCUGAAAAAGGCAGACAUCGGCAUCGCGGUGGCAGAUGCAACCGACGCAGCCCGUAAUGCUUCCGACAUUGUUCUCACAGAGCCCGGCCUCAGUGUUAUCGUGAGCGCUGUGCUCACUUCGCGGGCAAUCUUCCAGCGCAUGAAGAACUACACCAUCUAUGCUGUGUCCAUCACAAUCCGUAUUGUGCUGGGUUUCAUGCUUCUCGCCCUCAUCUGGAAAUUCGACUUCUCCCCAUUCAUGGUCCUCAUCAUCGCCAUACUCAACGACGGCACAAUCAUGACCAUAUCGAAGGACAAGGUCCGUCCGUCCCCAAUGCCCGAUUCCUGGAAGCUCAAGGAGAUCUUCGCAACUGGGGUCGUCUUUGGGGCCUACCUCGCCAUCAUGACAGUCGUCUUUUUUUGGGCAGCCCACCAGUCCAAUUUUUUUACUGACAAAUUUGGGGUGCACCCGAUCAGGGACAACUACAGAGAGCUCAACUCGGCAGUCUAUCUCCAAGUCAGCAUAGUCAGCCAGGCUCUAAUCUUCGUCACCCGCUCCAGGAGUUGGUCUUACGUUGAGCGCCCUGGACUUCUCCUUGUCUUCGCCUUCUUUGUGGCACAGUUGGUUGCCACUCUAAUAGCUGUGUAUGCAAACUGGGGAUUCGCAAGGAUUCACGGCUUGGGCUGGGGAUGGGCCGGUGUCAUAUGGCUCUACAGCAUCAUCUUUUACGUCCCCCUCGACAUCUUCAAGUUCAUCGUACGCUAUGCAUUGAGUGGCAAAGCCUGGAAAAAUAUGAUCGACAAUAGGACGGCAUUUACGUCUAAGAAGGAUUACGGGAGAGGAGAAAGGGAAGCUCAGUGGGCCAUGGCUGAAAGAACUCUUCACGGCCUUCAGAUCCCACAGAGUUCGGAGCUCUUUAGCGACAAAAACAACUACAGAGAGUUGUCUGAAAUAGCUGAGCAGGCCAUGAAACGUGCUGAAGUUGCAAGGAUGAGGGAGAUUCACACUCUGAAGGGGCACGUUGAAGCAGUUGUGAAGCUUAAGGGCCUAGAUGUUGAGACCAUUAACCAAAACUACACAGUUUGA
This is a messenger RNA of Striga hermonthica, 2865 nucleotides long. The record is from the annotation of a GenBank genome assembly. Lineage: Eukaryota; Viridiplantae; Streptophyta; Magnoliopsida; Lamiales; Orobanchaceae.